AUGGCGUACAAUGGAAUCAUUAGAGGUUUCUCUCNUAUACAUAUUCUUCCGUGCACCAAAGAUACCACCCGGCCGAAGAGGGACUACGAGGUGGACGGGCGAGACUACCACUUUGUGAUGUCCAGAGAGCAGAUGGAAAAGGACAUCCAAGAGCACAAGUUUAUUGAAGCGGGACAGUACAAUGAUAAUCUUUAUGGAACAAGUGUCCAGUCUGUAAAAUAUGUGGCUGAAAGGGGUAAACACUGCAUUCUGGAUGUGUCUGGAAAUGCCAUCAAACGACUACAAGUAGCACAACUUUAUCCCAUCGCCAUCUUCAUAAAACCAAAGUCUAUUGAUUCAUUAAUGGACAUGAACAAGAGACUGACAGAGGAACAAGCCAAGAAGACAUUUGACAGGGCUAUGAAGCUGGAGCAGGAGUUUGGUGAAUUCUUCACAGUCGGCAGAAGUUAA
Paralichthys olivaceus (Japanese flounder) is the source of this 450-nucleotide messenger RNA. The record is from RefSeq and is a predicted model, not a curated record. Lineage: Eukaryota; Metazoa; Chordata; Actinopteri; Pleuronectiformes; Paralichthyidae.